Messenger RNA from Penicillium daleae, 1065 nucleotides. Its product is annotated as translation initiation factor eIF2B subunit alpha. Gene Ontology annotation, cellular component: eukaryotic translation initiation factor 2B complex. Gene Ontology annotation, molecular function: guanyl-nucleotide exchange factor activity; translation initiation factor activity. The transcript has 2 exons. The coding region runs from base 1 to 1065 and encodes 354 amino acids. The record is from RefSeq and is a predicted model, not a curated record. Gene Ontology annotation, biological process: translational initiation. NCBI's taxonomy places the organism in Eukaryota, Fungi, Ascomycota, Eurotiomycetes, Eurotiales, Aspergillaceae.
AUGGCGACGACUACAGAGGAGACGGCUGCGGCCGGCUCGAAGCCAUUUGACAUCGUUGCGACAUACAAUGAGCUCCUACACUCCGACCCCGACAUCACCAUGCCUAUCGCUGCUAUUGAAGCGCUCGUGCAUGUCCUCACACACUCACCCUCCUCGACGAUCUCCGAAACUCUCGAUCUCCUAGAAAAAUCCACUGCCCACCUGAAACGGUCGAUUCCCAACCCCAUCGGUUUGUCGGCCGGCACAGAUCUCUUCCAGCGCUAUCUCAUUACCACAUUACAACGGCCGGGCCAACUGGGCCCUGCUGGGGACUUCAAGGCCAUUCGCACACAUCUUCUGUCAAAUGGUCGAUUAUUCAUCCGACGUGCGAAGGAGAGCCGACAGAAAAUCGCUGCGUUCGGCCGCGGCUUCAUUCGCGAUGGCUGCACGGUACUCACUAAUGGUGGUUCCAGAGCAGUAGCAUCGCUACUUCAGAAAGCGGCGGACGAGGAGGGUGGUCCAUCUGCAGUGCGCUUCCGGGUGAUCUACGUCUUGUCUUCAAUCAGUCAGAACAUCGAGGAGCCAUCUGGAGAGCCCGAGGGUAUGGAGACGGUACGCGCUCUGCGUGCCAAGGGUGUACCGGUUUCCACCAUCCCGGAGUCGGCGGUGGCCUAUGCCCUUGGAAAGGCUGACAUGGUCAUUGUUGGCGCUGAGGGUGUCGUGGAGAAUGGAGGAAUUGUGUCCCGUAUGGGCACUUAUCAAAUCGGCUUGCUUGCCAAGGCGAUUGGCAAGCCGUUCUAUGUGGUGGCCGAGAGCCACAAAUUCGUCCGUCUCUUCCCGCUGGGCCAGUACGACCUGCCAAUUGAACAGCACGUCGUCGACUUCAAGUCUGCGGAUGAUAUUGCUGAAGAGAAAAAGAGGAAGCAGAACUUGUCGGCGGACGCUAAUGGCGACAAGCCGAUCGAGCUGCCUCUCUCUGACUCGGUCGAUUUCACACCACCACACUUGAUCUCUGCGCUGAUCACCGAUAGCGGUGUCUUGACUCCCAGUGCUGUCAGCGAGGAGCUGAUCAAGAUCUGGUUCUAA